GCCAAAUCAGUGCGCAUAUUCCUCAAAGCUGGAGCCGAAACGGAAUGGUGGGUGUCCGUCUAUGGAAUCGAUUCUGUACAUGGCAGAAGUGCGAAAGUAUUCUAUGCAGCUAAUCAUACCUAUGCGCAAGAGGAAAGCUGCCUAUGGGCUCCGGAAGAGAAUGAGAAGAAGGGUACGAUCCCAGCCGGGUUGCAUUCAUUUCCGUUUACAUUUACAUUGCCUGCAGAGUGUCCGCCAAACUUUGAAGGUAGUUGCGGCUCCAUAACAUACACAAUAACAGCAGAAGUGGAACGUCCAUGGAAAGUGAACAAAACGGCGUCUGUCAAUCUAUCAGGUAUGUCAUGGCCACCGUAA
Molecule: messenger RNA, 354 nt
Organism: Cylicostephanus goldi
Lineage: Eukaryota; Metazoa; Nematoda; Chromadorea; Rhabditida; Strongylidae
Source: the annotation of a GenBank genome assembly